Pleuronectes platessa (European plaice) is the source of this 2945-nucleotide messenger RNA. Its product is annotated as calcium release-activated calcium channel protein 1. Gene Ontology annotation, cellular component: membrane. Gene Ontology annotation, biological process: store-operated calcium entry. Bases 263 to 922 code for a protein of 219 amino acids. The transcript is spliced from 2 exons. The record is from RefSeq and is a predicted model, not a curated record. Gene Ontology annotation, molecular function: store-operated calcium channel activity. NCBI's taxonomy places the organism in Eukaryota, Metazoa, Chordata, Actinopteri, Pleuronectiformes, Pleuronectidae.
CUGCGGGCGUAAGGAGGUGCGCUGAGAGGAGGAGCGGUGGAUUGUGGGUAUGUCGUGUUUCCUGCCAGUCAGCUGCUGCAGGAAAGUCUCCACAUAGUUUGACAGGCACUUUCUCAACCUACUUGUAUUGAGGGUUAACUGAGUGGAAGCUCUUCUCCUGCGUGACCAUUAGAUCCGCGUGUAGAGCCGCGACCUCCAGCUGGACCUCAGAUUGACCUGGACAAAGGCAAAGCGGUGACUUUCCGAGCAACUCUCUGUCGGCAUGAGUCUGAACGAGCACUCGUUACAGGCUCUGUCCUGGAGGAAACUCUACCUGAGCCGAGCCAAGCUGAAGGCCACCAGCCGAACUUCGGCUCUGCUCUCCGGCUUCGCCAUGGUUGCUAUGGUGGAGGUCCAGUUGGAACCGGAGCAUGAGUAUCCUCCCGGGCUGCUCAUAGCCUUUAGUGCCUGCACCACAGUUCUGGUUGCAGUUCACCUCUUUGCCCUCAUGAUCAGCACCUGCAUCCUCCCUAACCUUGAGGCUGUCAGCAACGUUCACAACCUCAACUCUGUCCACGAGUCUCCCCACGAGCGGAUGCACCACCACAUAGAACUGGCCUGGGCUUUCUCCACAGUCAUCGGCACCCUCCUCUUCCUUACAGAGGUGAUGCUCCUGUGCUGGGUGAAGUUCUUACCCCUCAGAAGCAAAUCGGAAGUAAAUGGCACCAUAAGUUCUGGCCAGGCCGCAGCCAUCGCCUCCACUUGCAUCAUGGUGCCGUUUGGAAUAGUCUUCAUUGUGUUCGCCGUCCACUUUUACCGCACGCUCGUUAGUCACAAGACGGACCGACAGAUCCGAGAGCUGGAGCAGGUGAUUCGGCUCCAGGACCAGCUGGACCACCGGCCGGACAAUGAAGAGCUGAAGGCAGUUGCUAAUUUCCCUUGAUCACAGCCAGUCAGCACACAGCAGUACUUUUAUUGUGAAAUCUCCUCUUAUAGCUUUUGAUGAACUGUGCUCAGCUGUUUUUUUCUGAAAUUGCAAGCCUUAUCUGUCCAGCAUUUCAGGUCAAUCCCCUUAUGGAUAAUGCAUGAUCACAGAAAAACAAUGGCAGUAAAGUAAAAGUGCACUUCUUUGUCAGGCCAGAAAUUCUUUUCAGUGUUCAUGUGAAUUAAUUCCGUUGAAAAGGCUUUACCAGGGUCUUUUAUGUGGGGAGUUUGCAUGCUCUCCCCAUUAUUGCCUGAGUUUAUCUGGGUACAUUGGUUAUCUUCCACUGUCCAAAGACAUGCUGGCUAAAUUAGUUGGCAAGUCCCUAAUUGCCAGUAGGUGUGAAUGGUUCUCUUCAUUAUCUUUACUGUGAUAGGCUGUCCAGGUACCCCACCUCUCACCCAACGAUUCUUAAAUGAUAAGCAGUCUAAUAAUGAAUGGAUAUUCAGUUUCAUUAGAAACUCUGUCCGCUGGCUUCAAAACCAAAGUUAUAGAACGAGUUGUAUCCUUGUCAAACAUUUAUUAGUCCUUUGGUUUGGUUGAUAUACACAUGUUCAUCCUCACUGAAUUUAAUGGUUGCUCAUGAGAACCUUUCUUUCCCCCUUGUUAUUGGUCGUGUCAGGGGUUUGCUGAUUUUCCAUUAUGUUUUUUUUAGUCUGCUGAACAAUUGAAAUUUUCCCAUUUGUAUAAUUAUCUUUUUGAAGAUCUGUAUGCAAGACAUUUAUUUAGGUUUAGGUCUUUAACAAUAAAAGCAAAUGUAAAGUAAAUGAAUGGUACUUAAAGCAACCUUUAAAAUGCUACAGUGUAAUCUUUUUGUAAAAACUUUUGUUUUUAGUACCACGAAGUACCAUUCGUUUACCCCUUUGCAUUUAUAAACAUAGGACCCAGAUUAAAAAAUACCAAAAUUGUGCUUAAAUGUUAACACCUACUAGUUUUUAUGUGCAAUAUGAGACAACAGGGACAUUGCUUAAAAAAGCAACAGUUACAGUUAGGAAACAGUUAAUAUUAAAGGCAGCAUUUUAUGCCGAUGGUUGUGGCAUUUUAGGACCAUUUUAUGCUUUCACAGUCUCUUUUGAAGUUCCAAAUGACUUCAAAUGGCUUUUUGCAAAUGUUGGUUAUAAAUAUGUAUGUUUUGUACUUUGCUUAGUUUACAGACUUGAGCAUGUUCACACAUUGUUAAGGUUUAAAGUGUGGGAUAUAGGUUAUGUUAUUUUUGUCCUGUGGCACAUUGUUGAAAUGUUUUACUUGGGUUUGAACAUUUUCUUUUCUUUUUGUCUUCAUUGAUGCCAAAACUCAAAUGAAGGAUUAUGAACUUUUAGACUUUAACGGUGAUUUAUGCCUUGUGUCAUAUCCCUAAAUAUUAUCAAAUAAGUAAAAUCCCUCUUAACAUGAGUUGUAGUUAUAUAAGAAAAUAUAGAAUCUUUAUUUUGGCUUUUUUCAACAAAUUUCACAAUUUUGUGAUUUUGGACUCUUAACCAGAUGCUGUAUUUAAACCAAGGCAAUGAUGUGGUUUUUUGCAACAUCAGUUUUAGUCUUGGCACAGUCAUGAUGGUGAACACAAUACUACUGUGUUUCCAUGAAGUAUGCAAAUGAGUAAUAAAGGGUUAGAAACUCACUGGCUGAUUAGUACAGAAUCACACUAUACCAAAUCAUUGUUGAUUAGGUUUCUUGAAGACUUUUUUGUUACAAAGUUAAAUAAAGACACAACUGCUGUCACUCUGAAGCACUUCUGAUGAGAAUGUUCUGCGUGUGGCUUCUUUACAAACAGAUCAAUCCUAACAAAAGCAUGUUUCUUUGUUACAUUUUUUUGUGGCUUAUUUAUUUAAUUAUUUGUUUGUUACUGUAUAUAAAGAGUUGUCUGGUUCUCUGCAUGCACGGUUUUAAGAAGUGAAUUAUCUGUAGAAAAUGUAUUUUAAGUUUAAGCAGCUGAAGAAGCUUUUGGGAUUCUGUUUUCAGAUUGAAUAAAACACAACAUUUGAGAUAA